Molecule: messenger RNA, 2175 nt
Organism: Cornus florida
Lineage: Eukaryota; Viridiplantae; Streptophyta; Magnoliopsida; Cornales; Cornaceae
Product: probable inorganic phosphate transporter 1-9
Exons: 2
Coding region: 153-1751 (532 amino acids)
Biological process (GO): transmembrane transport
Cellular component (GO): membrane
Molecular function (GO): transmembrane transporter activity
Source: RefSeq, a predicted model, not a curated record
CCCAGUCAAAAGUCUACGCUUUUCCUACUCAACGAAGCUCCUUCGAAUUUUCUGCUCUCUCUCUCUAUAUAUACAUAUAUAUAUUUACACAAACAAACACACACAAAAAUUGGGGAAGAAAAAACGUACCGGUCUUAGCUGAAGCAUUGGCAAUGGCUUUGAAAGUGCUUUCGGCUUUGGACAGUGCGAGAACGCAGUACUACCACUUCAAAGCGAUAAUAGUCGCCGGGAUGGGAUUGUUCACCGACGCGUACGACCUGUUCUGUAUAAUUCCGAUCAUGAAGCUGAUCGGAAGGGUAUACUACGAGGACGUCGACGUUGUGUCAAACCGGUACCAAGUUCCGGCCGUCGUUAUAUCGACGAUGCUGGCGGUGGCUCUGCUCGGGACGGUGAUCGGUCAACUGGUGUUCGGACGACUCGGUGAUCGCAUCGGAAGGAAGCGAGUGUACGGACUCGCAUUGAUGCUGAUGGUGAUGAGCUCUAUUGGAUGUGGAUUCUCUAUAGGCAGGUCGAAGACGUGUGUGCUGUUGAGUCUAGGGUUUUUUCGGUUUGUGCUGGGGAUUGGGAUCGGAGGGGAUUAUCCGCUGUCGGCGACGAUCAUGUCGGAGUUUGCGAACAAGAGGACACGUGGCGCGUUCAUAGCUGCUGUUUUCUCGAUGCAGGGGUUUGGGAUACUGGCGGGUUCGACGGUCACGAUGGUGGUUUGCGCCAUCUUUGAUCGCGCGUCGGACCCACAUAAGGAUCACACGCCGGGGGAGGCUGAUAUCGCGUGGCGGCUGAUCUUGAUGAUCGGUGCUGUUCCGGCGGCUUUGACCUAUUACUGGCGUAUGAUGAUGCCGGAAACUGCCAGAUACACAGCCUUGGUAGAGCAAAACCAUCUACAAGCAGCCAUGGACAUGGAGAAAGUGCUAGACGUUUCAAUGAGUCAGAUAGCAGAGGACCAAGUAGAACCCCGCCCAAAUCCACCAUCUUACCCCAUUCUCUCCAAUGAAUUCUUCCGCCGCCAUGGCCGCGACCUCUUCGCUUGUGCCACCGCAUGGUUUCUGGUCGACAUUGUGUUCUACAGCAGCAACCUUUUUCAGUCUCAGAUAUACGACCACUAUCUCCCUCCCAAGGACAAACUCAAUGUCUACCAGGAAGCAUAUCAUGUCGCCAGGCUUCAGGCCAUCAUCGCCAUUUGCUCAACAAUUCCGGGAUACUUCGCCACCGUUUACUUCAUCGACAGCAUUGGGAGGGUCAAGAUCCAAAUCAUGGGCUUCUUUUUCAUGGCCAUUGGCUUGUUUGCAAUAGGAAUACCUUAUUAUGCGUAUUGGGCUAACCACACAAACAUAGGCUUCAUGUUCCUUUACGGCCUCACAUUUUUCUUCUCAAAUUUUGGACCUAACACAACCACCUUCAUAGUUCCGGCGGAGCUUUUUCCGGCGAGGUUCAGAACGACAUGCCAUGGCAUUUCUGGGGCUGCUGGGAAGGUUGGGGCCAUCAUUGGGUCAGUUGGGUUUUUGUGGGCUUCACAUAAUACGAGAAAGGAUGGUUAUCCCAAAGCCAUUGGAAUGACGGCUUCUUUGGUGAUAUUGGGUGGAGUUUGUAUAGUGGGAAUGAUCACCACUUAUUUUUUCACUCGUGAAACAAUGGGGAGAUCAUUGGAGGAGAAUGAGAACGAAGAUGAGACCACUGAGCUUUGUUUCUUGAGGUGUUUUACCCAUUCUUGCGUUCACCCACAAUCUUCUGUUGCUGAAGUUGAUGCCCCAUGAUUUAUACUCACCCCGAAAAAUGAAAAAUGAUACGGAGUACAAUGAUCUGACUGUUUUAUGUGAAUGAAAUUAACAUCAUGAUAGACUUCAAUCGGGAGAGUUAAUUCCACCAACAUAAAAUCAACAGUCAAUGGACCGAACUCCGCCACGUUCUCUCUCUCACACACGUAUAUAUCAAUCCUUGAAGCAGGAAUAGUUGAUUAGUUCCCCUUCUCUUCUAUUAAUGUACAGGUUAGUGCCACUAGCUAGGUUUGUGCAAGUUUUGUAAAUUUUUGGUGUCGAAUCUGUAGUUGUUCGAAAACUUUUACCUUUUUUUCUUUUUCUUUUUUGUAAACUAUUUUAGUAAGUAGUUGUUGUUCGAACUACGGAGUUCGAUUAGCAAAUUUUAUGUUACCAUUCUGUAAAUUAAGGUUGAAAGAGUAUC